Messenger RNA from Rubroshorea leprosula, 623 nucleotides. The record is from the annotation of a GenBank genome assembly. Lineage: Eukaryota; Viridiplantae; Streptophyta; Magnoliopsida; Malvales; Dipterocarpaceae.
CUCCCCCAUCGGAUUACGUGGGAUGGGAUUUUAUUUUUACGGGUCUUUAAAUAAAACAAAAUAUCAUUCUUAUCCUCCUCCUUCCUCUCAUUGUUGUCGUUCUCCGGUCCCAAGUUCCCAAGCUCUCCAUCACUUUUGUCACGGGCGCCGUAGCGGUAGCCGGUGCUACUCCGGCGUCAAGGUUUCCAUGGAUCAUCUAUUGCGAUGCUAGCACAUUUGUUCUUGUUUUGAAGUCCAUCAACUCUCCUACUCUUCAAUUCCGAUAAGUCUCUGACCCUUAUCCUUUUUUUGUUUAUCCAUUCCAGUAUUCAUCUACAAUUUGGUAGUGAUUAUGUUUGUAAUUGAUGAGUAGUUAUUUUGAGGAUUUUUCCCCAAUUGAUGAAGAUGAUCAUGGGUAUUUCUUUUAUUUUUUUAUAUUUUUGAAAUUAAAAUUGUGAAUAAUCAUUUUUCUUUCUUGUUAUUAAUUAUGUUUGUUUAUUCUAUUUGGAUUUAUUUGUUUCUUUUGGACAUGGUAAAGUUCUAUUAUCAAGUGGGUAUUUAUUUCAGUUGGGUUUAUUUUGUUGUUGGGAUUACUUUUCCUCUGUUUUGAUUUUUUUAUUUAAAAAUGAAAAUAGAACUAGAAU